Nylanderia fulva is the source of this 7576-nucleotide messenger RNA. NCBI's taxonomy places the organism in Eukaryota, Metazoa, Arthropoda, Insecta, Hymenoptera, Formicidae. The record is from RefSeq and is a predicted model, not a curated record.
ACCUACCUACCUACCUACCUACCUACCUACCUACCUACCUACCUACCUACUCCAUGUACCGAGUAUAGGGUAGGAGGAGGGGAGAGUGGGCCCUUCGGGAAGGCAACGAGCCGAGAAGACGACUAGUCGUACGCAGAUAGGCGAACUGUCAAGUCGUGCGGUGUCGAGCUUCGAUUCGUCGCGUAUAUCCAGCUCGCUCGUUCUUGUGUUGUGCCGGUACGUUGCUCGAUCGAGUAUCACAGUGCUUGAUUUAUUCUCGCGUUGACACGUCAGUAGUAGUGCGGCUUCGCGUGCAAUCCGGAUCGAGAGCGUCACAUUGUUGUUGACAUCGACACAGAUUCAGGUCUCCACUCGUGGAUCGGACGUAUUACCGAUAAAACACGAUCUCAUCUGUACAUUGUGCUCGAAGCGAAAUUGGAUUACAGUGCGGACCGGAGUGUGUUGUUUCCCCAUUAUUCUGUUUUCGAGACAGUGUCGAAUGUUUUGCGCGCGCGAAUAUCGACAAUUAUAUCACUACCAUGUUUCGGACGUAGCAUUUUCAACAAGUCUCACAGACGAAGUUCGCAUACCCGCGUAUACUCUUAUACGUUUGGUGGUGUACGAUGAUUUUACUCGAUAAAUCUGUGUAAUUCGUGAGAGGGAAAGAGAUACAUAGAGAGAGAGAGAGAGAGAGAGAGAGAGAAAGGGUGACUCUGGUGAUCGAUAAAUAUUUUACGUGCCACGGGCAAACAGGAGUCGAGUGUGUGUUUUUUUGUUUCGUUUCCUUUUUAUCUUAAUUGUGCCCGAUUUGUUGUCAUCGUUGUCAUCAUCGUCAUCAUUGAUGGCGACGUCAACGGGUGCGCCAGGUCGCGUUUCGAGAACGUUAAACAAUUGACGCGUCGUUACCAAUCUUCUCCUCUCGCGAACGUAACGAACCCAAACCGGGGAAUACAUAGAGAAAUAUCGCAUAUAAUUUAUUAGAAUUAAUUCACUUUCCCGAAGUAAUCAACCGUACGCGCAAAAAUUGUGCAUCGUGGUUAGCCAGCGAAGAAAAGAAUUUCCUAAUAGAUAAAUAAAUAAACGGCCGCAUUCGAGAAAGAGAAAGAGAAGGAGAGAGAAGGAAGAGCUGACAAGCUGCUCCGAUAGUUGCUUUAUAUAUGUGCCGAUACACGUGCACGUCCGUCCGGCGUGCGGUGCUUCUCGCGCAAGGGUGGUGAUAUGUUAUUGGAGAUGGAGCAACAUUCGGGCCUGAUAUCCCUGAGCAUGUCGCCGUUCCACCUGAGUCCGCAGGGCAGUCCGCAGGCCGCCGGGCAGCAGCCUCCGCAGCAACAACCGCAGCCGCAUUACGGCUCGUCGCCUUACGGUAAUUGCGCCCAGAGCUCGCCGUCGCCCAUGUGCCAUCAGCAACAGCCGCAACAGACUCAGUCGCAGCAGCAGCAACAAAUGUCCGCACAUGGCCAGACGGUGCAGUCCCAAGGCGGCGGCAGCAUGUCCAACUUCGAGUCCAAUUUCUACGAGAUCGCAGAGGACAAUCGUUGCCCCAUGUGCGGCCACAAGGACAUAUCCAAUUAUCAGUACGGCCUGCUUACGUGCGAGAACUGUAAGGGUUUCUUCAAGCGCAACAGUUCGCCGUGUAACAAAAAGAUCUACUCGUGUCUUUUCUCCCCUACGGGGGGUGGCGGCGGCGGCGGCGGCGGCGGAGGUGGUGGUGGUGGUGGUGGUGGCGGCGGCGGUGGCGGUAAUGGCGGCGGCGGCGGUAACGGCGGCUGCGGCGCGUCCUCGGCGUUCGAGAUUUGCUCCGACAAGAAGGUGUACACGUGUCUGUUCCCGCCAACAGGAGCCGGAAGCGGCAACGGCGCCUGCGGCGGCACGUCUACCGGUCUGGAAGGUAACGGAGGCGGUGGCGGCGGCGGCGGAGGAGGAGGAGGAGGAGGAGGAGGAGGCGGCGGCUACACCGGCAACGGCAGCGGUGCGUCUACCGGUGCGUCCGGUGGCGGUGGUCCAGGCACGGCGAACGUCGGGAUCAGCGGAGGCGGCGGAGGACCUGGUGUCGCCGCCGCGGGAAGCGGCAACGUCGCCGCCGGUGCGGUCCCCACUGGCGGCGGUGGUACCCUCUGCCAUCCUGGGUUAGGCCAGGUCGGCGUCGUCACCGGCUCGAUCCCCUGCCCGUCCGACUUCCCGGAUACCAAGGACAUCAUCAUCGAGGAGCUGUGCCCGGUAUGCGGCGACAAGGUCUCGGGCUAUCACUACGGUUUACUCACGUGCGAGUCCUGCAAAGGCUUCUUCAAGCGCACCGUCCAGAACAAGAAGGUGUACACCUGCGUCGCUGAGAGGUCCUGCCAUAUCGACAAGACGCAGCGGAAGCGAUGUCCCUUCUGCCGGUUUCAAAAGUGCCUCGAGGUCGGCAUGAAGCUCGAGGCCGUGCGAGCGGACAGGAUGCGAGGCGGUAGAAACAAAUUCGGGCCCAUGUACAAGAGGGACCGAGCGCGCAAGUUGCAGCUUAUACGUCAACGACAAAUGGCCAUUCAGUCGAUACGGGGCAGUCUUGGUGACCCAUCCAGCUAUUCGCCCGCGGUGACGCCGUUGUUGCACAUCAAGCAGGAGAUCCAAAUACCUCAGGUCUCGAGUCUGACCUCGUCGCCGGACUCGAGCCCGUCCCCCGCGACCGUGGCUGCCGGCCUGGUCACGACGCAGGCAGGCGGUGCUAAUCAGCACCAGCUGAUCGCGCCGUCCACCCAACCGAACAUCGGCACCAGCAGCAGCGGAGGCAGCGGUGGCGGCGGCGGAGGCGGCGGCGGUGGCGGCAAUCACCUGCACAAUCUCAACCCCGGUCUGGAGAGCAAACUUUGGACCGCGAACUCCACCACCUCCGGCACGAAGGUCUUCAACUUCGGUGAACAGUCCGCGCAGCCCCACGGCGGCGGGGUGGCCGGUUACACGCCUAAUCCCGGCGCCGUUCUGAAAACAAAUAAUCCGAUGAUAAGGGACUUCCUGUCAUCGAUCGAUGACCGCGAGUGGCAGACGUCUCUCUUCGGACUCUUACAAAACCAAACGUACAAUCAGUGUGAAGUGGACUUGUUCGAAUUAAUGUGUAAAGUGCUCGACCAGAAUCUGUUCUCGCAAGUGGAUUGGGCUAGAAAUUCGACGUUCUUCAAAGAUCUCAAGGUUGACGAUCAAAUGAAACUACUACAACACUCUUGGUCGGAUAUGUUGGUGCUAGACCACCUUCAUCAAAGGUUACACAAUAAUCUACCCGACGAGACGACACUUCAUAAUGGCCAAAAGUUUGAUCUCCUUUGCCUCGGCCUACUCGGAGUUCCUGCCUUGGCCGAUAUCUUCAAAGAUCUAUCCAAAAAACUUCAGGAUCUAAAAUUCGACCCCUCCGAUUACAUAUGCAUGAAAUUUCUAAUGCUGCUUAAUCACGAUGUCCGUGGACUAGUAAACAAAAAGCAUGUGCAAGAGGGUCACGAGCAGGUUCAACAGACGCUUAUGGAGUACACGCUAACUUGUUACUCAUCUAUACCGGAUAAGUUUAACAAACUGAUAGCAGUAUUACCGGAAAUCCACGAGGUGGCAACUAGGGGAGAAGAGCAUCUUUAUCAGAAACAUUGUAGCGGAAGCGCGCCGACGCAAACGCUUCUCAUGGAAAUGCUUCACGCCAAGAGGAAAUGAAACGAUCAGUUUUUCUUGGUAAUUUUUGCCAUCGAAUAUAAUUCGUCGCUAUAUAUAUAUCGGGAAACAAAUAUAUAUAUAUAUAUAUAUAUAUAUAUAUAUAUAUAUAUCGAAGUCCUGUUAUUGCCCCUAAUCGUGAAAUAGAGUGGACCUCAAAGUACAUAUAAGAGCUAAGAUGCUGCUAAGGUAUCAGACCAAGUAAAGGGGCCCUGGUUCAAGAUAUACCUAUGCAUACAAAUCAAGUAUAGACGUACACAUACUUUACAUAUAUAUAUAUAUAUACACAUAGUAUAUGUAUCAUAAAGUGUAUUUAAAUAUAUAAACACAUAUAUUUUCUAUAUUUGAUGUUGAAGUUUUAGAGAUGUAUCCGUGAAGAAUUACCCCUGUUGGCGGGUACAAGAGCAGGGAAACAGUAAGCAAGAUGCCUUGAAAACAGUACAAAGGGUGGUUAAAACAAACACAAAAAAAUAUUGGUCAAAGGGCAGGCAACUUUGUCUAAAUAAGUAAAACUAUUUUUCUAAUAUAACUUAGAAGCGAAUUUAUUUUUAAGCAUACCACACACCACUGAAGCCUUGCUCUCACUCAAACGAAAUAUAUAUCGUACUACCGUUAAAGAGAAUCGAAAGUCUCUUUCUCUCUCUCUCCAGAUCAAUCGUGCUUCUGCAAGGGAUUCAAUGGGCAUACUUGAAUGACAAUGAAUUGUAUGUGAUAUACAUAUAUGUUUCUCGCACGGCCACCUGGGCAUCCUUAGAAUUUCCUAUAAAAAAAUCUGCAUUUUGUCACACUUGCACACAGCAGGGCUAUUAUUGUAAAUAUCUAGUUAACACAUUCCAUUUAUGUUGUAAAGUACGAAUCCUGUUAAAUAUGUAAUUAUCAUAUUUUGUGUAUAGUCGAAUAAUAAUGAAAUGAAAUAAAUAUAUUUCUGUUGCUUAUUCUCGAGAAAAAAUUAUUAGCUACUUAAUGUCUUCACUAAUUUUAGAAUCUUAUUCAUGUAACUUCUUUAUUAUUUUUCAAAUAGGUGGCGGAAAGGAAUAACUACAAAUUGCGAUAUUUUACUAUUGUAUGUUGUAUCAUAAUAAAGAUUCUGUUUUAAGAAAUAAAAGAAUCAUUGGAGCAAGGUUUAUGUGGUCCUAUAUUGUCUAGCGAUUAAUUCUAAAUAUAUAAGGUAACAUUAAUCGCGUAUCGCAGUUGUUAAAUAGAGAAAUAUUUAGUAAAUGUUAAGCUAGAGCGAUCGAAAGUAGACAUUUUUUACUAAUAGAUUAUUAUUAAAUAUUAAUUAUAUUAUUAAUUAUUACUAUUAUUAUUGUUUAGCCGAUAGUCAGAAAAUUUUUCAGUGCUGUGAAGGUUGUCUUUCCGACGCCUGUGGUAUAUCAAAGCCAUUGGAAAUUAUAAUAUUGUGUCAGACGCAAAGCUUAAAUGUGACAAAAGAGACAGAAAUCUCUCCUCGCACCUGGUAGAUUGGUAAUGUUGCCCGUUGCGACUCCUCUUGUAUUUAUUCACGUAUCAAACACACGUACCUGCUACAAAAAUGCUAUUUUACUACUUUCACUUUUUCCACCGAUUUUUCGUAAUACAUACAUACAUAUAUAUAUAUAUAUAUAUAUAUAUAUAUAUAUAUAUAUAUAUAUAUGUGUAAUUAGAGUUGUGAACGACUUGUUGACAAGCGCAAAACUCGACUUUGUCACGUUAGAUUAAGAAUCGAGUGUUAAAUCAAAUCAAGAGAAGAGCGGUAACGAGUAUUAUUACCACGGAAAUAAAAAUAUUUUGACGAGGGCAUCGUAUAUGUACUUAUCGCGCGAGUAAAGAUUUAUGUCCGCCGUCAAGUGUUUGACUUUAUACGCCGAUCUAUAGAAAAUGCUAAUGUUCCCAAAUUUUCAAAUCGUCUGGUUCUUCAUAUAGGAUGUAAUUGGAUACACAGGUCUAGGUUUAUCAUUAUUCUCAUCUUCAGUGCUUCUUUGCAAAAGAAAAAAAAGGAUUUUUAUUUUAACUCACGACACGAAUGACUACCUCUUCAUAUCUGUAUUAAGUUUUUAUACUUUUACAUUUUUAGUAACCACAUACCUCAGAAUAGACGCCCAGAUAGCAAUUUGAGUGAAAUGAGUGAAUGUAAUUACGCAUAAACAAAUAUUUUUAAUCCGUAUAGUGUGUAUAAUUACACAUUAAGAAACUACGAUAUGUAAUACAACUUAUUAAAAAUAUCGUACAUUGUAUAUGUCCACAUUUUAGAUCUUAGUUAUAUUAUUAUUAUUAUUAUUAUUGUAAUUUUGCAACUUAGUUCAUAAUUGUGUCACUUACCAUGUAUUAGUUACUGCUGUUACAUUUGAAAAAAAUCGCUUUAAAUCAUACAUUGCUGUUUGGGUGAGACAAGUUCACGCUACCGUUUAUUUAUUGUAUAUCGUCUUUUCUCAUUUCUGAGACCUCCUGCUGAACGUGUCGGUCUGAUAAUUUUGGGACAAAUCGUAUUAAUCGCAUCAUUUCCUUCUCUCUUUCUAUGUUAAUGAAAAAAAAAACUAAAUUUUGAAGAUAUAGCUCUAUAUCAAUUAUCUUUGUAUAUAUUGGUAUAUAGGAUUAAGGUAUAUAAAGUGUGACAUAUUAAUCUCUUUAAAAAUUUAAUUUUAGGAAGACAUUUUCUUUUUUAUAUAAAAUGUGUACAGGAUUUUGAAAGGUGAUAUUUAAUGGCAAUAAUAUCUUUAUAUAUAUUUUUUUAAACGAAAAAAAUCUUUAUUAACAAAGUGUCAUUAUUUUUUUCUAGAAAAUUUGCUGAAAUAGACAAAUUCAAUAGUAAUAUUUUUUAAAAAUAUUAACAUAAGUUUUGCAUCCAAUUAUAUCGAUUAUAGCAAUUCUAUAACCAUGUAUUCAAUAACAUAAGUGUGUAUGCUUAUGAAGAAUACAUGUGUCAAAUAAAAUUAUAACAGAAGCAUAUAUAAGCACGUUUCUAUUAAUACAUAGACAUGAACAUUUAUAUGAUGCUAAAGCUUGUGCAAAUAUUGAAAGAAAUUACAUUGAAAAAAUAAUGAGAUCAUCAUAUUACUAUUAUUUUUCGAAAAAAAUAGCAUAAAGUAUUAUAGUCACUACAUAUUCCUUUGCAAAAUCGCAUGUUUUAUUUCAGAUGUUUUCUUUCAAUUUAAAAUAAGUAUAUUUUUUUCAAACAUUAAUAUGCCAUGCUUUAUAAACGCCUCAUCCUAUAUAUAAGUCCAUCCCGAUUAAUGACUCGAUCUGUCACAUGUUUAUUAACAAUUGUAAUUAGUAAAUACGACAAUUACAGCGUUAUGUAUAUUUUUUUAUGUUAAAUAUGUACAGUUACCAAUUAUGAUUGGCAAAUAAUCUAAUUUAAUAUCAAUGUGAUUCUUUGAUCCAAUAAAACGUUGGAAUAAAGUUUAAAAGAAAAAAAAAACUAUUAUGCGUUGUUAUAACACUGCCAUUAGCAGUUGGCAAUUGUAAAUUAUGUAGAAAAAUUAUAAUUGACUGUAAAUAUAUCUUUAUUAUUAACAGAUAACUGUUCCUUUCUAGAGUUAACAGCGCUAUUUUUUAUAUGCUAUACUGAUUGAACCUCCACAAUGACAUUAUUUCCCUCAUUUGUAGUAUUGUUACCAAGAUGAUGCGAAAUUGCUAAAGAUAAGAUAUUUGGAAGGAGAGUUGAAAAUGGUAUAUAGGGUCAGUCAAUAUGCCAUUUUGUGAGAUUCAAAAAUAAUAUUUUAUAAUUCAAUUACUUGUUAGGAUAUAUAUACAAUUAUUGCAAAAUUUCAAUGUCCUUGUGCACUCGAAAAGAAAGAAAAACGAAAUAUUAUCAUAAUUCGUAACUUGAAUGCUAUUAUUCAUGUAUCAUAUGACUUGUAUAUCACAAUAUUUGUUUGCUUUGUAUAAAUAUAAUAUAAAGAACAUUGCACACAGUGACUAAUAAAGAUAUUGCAAGUAUGGCAAUCAA